GGUGCCAAGCAUUUAUAGAGUUGGAUUGGUAAUAGCUCAUUUGGCUAGCCUCCUGUAAAGAUAGCACGACGUAGCAGCAUAAUAGAAAUCAGAUUAGCAUGACACAAGGAUAUCAUGUUUAGCGGAAUAAUAUAUUUGUAGUACUUGACAGCAAUUAUGGAGCUCCGUUUUAAAGAGGAAUUGAGAGCAUCUGACCACCAGCCAGAGUGCAAGCUUUAAAAAGUGUAGACUUAACUAUGCCUUAUCUCUGAGAAUGGGAGGAAGUGGGUCCAAAGCCAAAGGUGUCUGGCCUUUCUCAGGCAGUGGGGCUGGAGGUGAUUCAGCCGGUGAUGGGAAUGAGCAGUCUUUAGCCCGUCUCAAAGGGUCCAGAAGUGCAACACCGUUUAUUUUUACCAGGAGGAGUUCUUUAUACUACGACGAGGAUGGCGACCUUGCCCACGAGUUCUAUGAAGAGACAGUAGUGACAAAAAAUGGCAGAAAAAAGUCCAAGUUGAAGAGGAUCCAGAAAAAUCUGAUUCCACAGGGAAUUGUGAAGCUCGACCACCCCUGUAUUCAUGUAGAUUUCCCCAUUGUCCUCUGUGAGGUGUGAAGAGCUACACCGGACUGGUUUACUGUGAGGUUCAGUUGCAGGUACUCUGCGACGAGUCUUGUUAUGGUCAAGACUGGGACUAUGGUCUGGAGAGCAAAAUGACAAUUCAGACUGUCAAAUUAAAUUUGGAUAUUGAAUGAGAUGUUUUCCAUUUGAAUUCAGGUAUGGUUGGAGGGCCCUGUGCACUCAAAAUCCAUAUUUUGAUGUUGGCAGAAUUAGUGAUGGUCCAGGUUGCAUUACCACUACCCAGCUGAUAUGUAAGCAGUUUUAGAGAAUACGUAACACUAAGUUGUAUUUCUCUUGUGAGGUUUUUGCAGGGAAAACCUUCCUUGAUGUGAAAAGGCUUUAAUGGUUUAUGCCUUUUGUGAGAUGUGGAGUAGUAGACUCUGUACUGUGUGUCCUUGUGUGUGUACAUGUUUGAGUGAAUGUGUGUAAGGGGGAUGCUUAAUGUUUUUAGCGGGGUAGGAGAAUGAAGGAUUGUGACCUUUAUUGUAUAUAUAUGGUCAUGCUCUGUAUUGUCACGUCCAAGUCUGUCUCAGUUACCAGAGGUCAGACCUGCACUAGUGAACAUGAUGCACUGUAAAUAAUUUCAGAUUUCUUAGUUGGAAAUACUUGAAUAAAUGUUUUACUGAGCUGAA
This is a messenger RNA of Monopterus albus (swamp eel), 1227 nucleotides long. It is a transcript of the gene tusc2a, whose product is annotated as tumor suppressor 2, mitochondrial calcium regulator a. The record is from RefSeq and is a predicted model, not a curated record. Gene Ontology annotation, biological process: regulation of mitochondrial membrane potential; inflammatory response. Gene Ontology annotation, cellular component: mitochondrion. The coding region runs from base 254 to 589 and encodes 111 amino acids. Lineage: Eukaryota; Metazoa; Chordata; Actinopteri; Synbranchiformes; Synbranchidae. The transcript is spliced from 4 exons.